This is a messenger RNA of Aspergillus brunneoviolaceus CBS 621.78, 2467 nucleotides long. RefSeq lists its product as uncharacterized. Bases 93 to 2330 code for a protein of 745 amino acids. The transcript has a single exon. Lineage: Eukaryota; Fungi; Ascomycota; Eurotiomycetes; Eurotiales; Aspergillaceae. The record is from RefSeq and is a predicted model, not a curated record.
UGUCUCCCGCAACAUGGUUUCAAUCGAGUAGAAGGGCCAUCGAUUUACCAAGAUCACUCGACAGUUUUUCCCUAAAAACUUGACAAGUUGCCAUGGAACCAGAGACCUCACCCUCACGCGACCCCCGUCUGGCUCGCCCUUUCAGACCAACUGCUGCCCGCACAUUGUCCGAGACUCACUCGCGACUCAGUGCACAGCAAUUAAGCACCCACUCGGUCAAUGAACGGAAUACUUCCAAUCCCGACCACCUAAUACGCGGUUUCUCCGACCUGGUCCAAGCCGCAAUCCUCGCUGCCAAUAGCAAGUCGGAGAGAGAUCGAUUACAGAAAAGAAAGGAGGCUACCGCGACAUUAUGCACAAAAGCCAAAAGCGUCAACAGUUUUCCAUCGACCGCGGCUUUCUUCCAAAAAUCUCAAGCAGAUGAGGACACGGAGCUCACACGUGUCUCGGAGGCCCUCAAGAGGCAUAAUGCUACUUACCAACAGCGCGAAAAUGCUUUGCGGCUCACACUCGGCUCGUCCGUCUUCGAUACGAGUAGAUCCGAACAGACUAAGCACUUGCAGCGCGAGGUUCAGACAGCAAGAAGCGAUUUGGGCAGCGCCAGGGCUGAGAUCACCAAGCUGCGAGACUAUAAUGUGACUUUAGAGCACAAACUAAAAGAGCUCCAAGACCGCGUGACCCGGACAGAGAAAGCUUCUUGGGACUAUGCAAGCACGUUAAAAAGGCAUGCAGAUCAUAAUACGGAAACUAAUGAGCGCAUUGCGCACCUCAGCUCAGCUUUGAACAAACAAUCAGAUUCAUUUCCUCCGAAAGAUCAGAUGGAUAAAUCACUAUCCUCAAUCUUUGAUGUGGGCGGUAGACUGGAGUCUCUUGAGACCAAGAACAAACAAGACAUAGAGGAGUAUCGGGACUUGCUGGAUAAUCUGCGUCGCGACUAUGACGAGAAGUUUGUCCGUUUUCUGGCGGACCAAAUGGCGCGCUAUAACUCUCAUUUGGAUUCCGUGGAAAAUAGGCUUGCACAGAGCUCGGCACUCAGCGAAAAAACCCAGCUGCAACAGAUUCAAGACACUAAAUAUCAUAGUCUUACCGAGCGGAUGGACAAGCUUCAGGAAUUACAGGCAAUGAAAGAUGAUCUUGCGAUGUCUGAAAUGGAAGAGCUCAAAACCCACCUGAAAACCCACCUGGAACAAAGCAAGGUAGAUAUUUCCACGAUCAAAAGUGAGAACAGCCAACUCUGUGACGAACUCAAGAUUUUCCUCAACAAAGACAAAUCAAAUUCGGAUGGACAAAUCACAGCACUCGAGACAGCACUGCAUACCGCAGAGCAGAACUUGGAGAGUGUCAAAAUAGGCCUACAUUCACUUGAGAUGCGCUACAACAACCUGUCAACUGGGCCUCUAGUUAGGAGUAUGGCACAGGCUAUGCAAGAAAUGUACCCCGGCGCAGCACAGAUGAUAGACAGGAUGAAGCUGCUAACAAAGCACUUCGAGCAACGGUUACCUCAACUUGAUGCGAGGGUAGAGAAUUUGGAAAAGGACCUGGGUUCUCGGUCAAACAGUACCUUCCAAAAACAGAAUCACCUAGCUCAGCAAGUCGAGACCUUGGUCAAGCAACAUGAGGCUUUGUCGCAGUCGCUGGCGCCUUUGCCAAAUCCAUCCACCGGAGAAAUCUCGAGCACGAAUGUUUUGUCAGGCCGUCUGCGAGCGGUGCAAGAUGAAGUCAAGGAGCUUGCAUCUACCGUCAGCAGUUAUAUAGAAUCAAGGAAAAUGGAGGACGAAUUGUUGGUCCAGAAAAUGGAAGAAGAGCGAGAUUCUCUGAGAAGUCAGAGCCAAGUUCUCACCGAGGAAUUGGCGAGUUUAAGCGCACAAGUCACGGAAGUACAUGAGACCAUGAGAGCCGAUAUCAAAAGGUUGAAGUCUUAUCCUUCUGACCUCCAGACUCAUCAAUGGGAUCUCCGGCAGCUCGAACAAGCCACGACGGCUAAAUGGGAAGAUUUGGAGGCGAAGGUCAAAAAACUGGAAGAGUCUGCGAAUCGAUUCCUACCUAUCCGCGAAGGCUCGGAAACAUCGUCUCAGCCACUACUUCCUGCCGUACCAAAUUCGGUGCAGGGCUCGGGCAGUUCAGUAGGCUCAGUGCGGGACAGGAAGCGACCUCGUGUAUCUGCGGUCUCUGACGGUGAAAGAGGAAGUCAGUCACGCGCAAGCUCGCCGUAUUCCUUCUCAUCCCAGGUUGGGUUGGACUCAACACCGAAUUCUGAGAGCAGGAAAGGGCCCAAGAAAGCCAAGAAGAAACGCCGGCGGCAGAUUGAGGAGGCUAUUGUUAUCGACUAAGUUGGAAGGGACCAGACCAGACAGUCGCAGGUGCCUUACCACCUUACCAUCAUGGCUCGACGACGGCUCUCAGCGCUUCAGCUUAUAAUGAAUGUGACAAAUGCAGCCCCCACCGACUUUUGAUUUUCGCUGGAUAC